AUGUUUCCAAGUGUCUGUGAACGCAGCACCACCACUGGAGCGGAGUUGUUUUUCUCCCCACGCUCCGCGAACGCGCCGCGGUCUCCGCCCUCCCGGUGCUUUGACGUCAGCGGCGUCCGUCUCCGCACAUGGAUGGAGGAGUGCAGCGGCUCCCUCCGCCCUCCGCCUCCUCUCCUCCAGCUAUUUGCCAGCCAGCCUCGACGACAGACAGCCAGCCGCUCGCCGUCCUGCUGCUGCGCGGAGCCUCGUCUUCUCCCCUCCGAGCCCCCCGGCGUCGUCUUGACACCUGCGGGACUUCCACGGGCCGGAUAGCGAGUUCGGUCGCGUCUUUUUUUUUUUUUUUUUAAUUGCAGGGGGGGGGAAUUUAAGUCUUUGUGAGCUUUGUUCUCCAAUUGCCCUUCAAGACAUAUGGAGAAAAUGGCCAGACCUCUUCCUACAAACCCAACUUUUCUGCCGCCGACUCACGGCGUCCUGAAGUCGCUGCUGGAGAACCCUCUGAAGCUGCCUUUCCAUCACGAUGAAGGAUUUGGCAAAGACAAGGAGAAAGAGAAGAAGCUUGACGAUGAGAGCAGCGCCGCCAACCACCCGCAGUCGGCCUUCCUCGGGCCGACCCUGUGGGACAAGACCCUGCCCUAUGACGGGGACAACUUUCAGCUGGAAUACAUGGACCUGGAGGAGUUCCUGUCAGAAAACGGUAUCCCAGCCAACACAGCGCAGAGCGACCAGGCCCCACAGACGGCGCAGCCAGCGCAGGCCGCCCCUCUGCAGCAGGCCCCGCCACCCGCCCCGCCCACCCCCUCCGUGGUGGACCUCAGCAGCCGAGCCACCACGUCGGUUCACACAGGCAUGGCGCCUCAGACCUGCCUCCACAGCCCCAGCACAGCAGCCCUGCCCACGUCCCGGGACACCCCCAGCCCCAUUGAUCCAGAGUCCAUUCAGGUGCCCGUGACCUACGAUCCCGACCCCGCAGACCUGGCCCUGUCCAGCGUGCCCGGCCAGGAGAUGUUCGACCCCAGGAAGCGCAAGUUCUCCGCCGAGGAGCUGAAGCCGCAGCCCAUGAUCAAAAAAGCCCGCAAGGUCUUCAUUCCCGAGGACCUGAAGGACGAUAAGUACUGGGCCCGGCGCAGAAAGAACAACGUGGCAGCCAAGCGGUCACGGGACGCCAGGCGACUGAAGGAGAACCAGAUCGCCAUCCGGGCCGGCUUCCUGGAGAAGGAGAACGCCGCUCUUCGCAUGGAGGUAGCAGACUUGAGGAAGGAGCUGGGCCGCUGCAAGAACAUUGUGGCUAAAUACGAGGCCCGACAUGGGCCCCUGUGAGCCCCGAGUCCUCUCCUCACUCGCCCAUUCACCACCACCACCACCACCAAACCCCCGACACCCACUCUACUCCCCAGAACCUCCUUCUCUCAAGUUUGAAGGACAAUGUGUCUCUUUUGGUGGCACUGCCCCCUCCUCCUCCUCCUCCUCCCCCUCCACCACCCCGACUUUCUUAUCCUCACCCCACCUCCCCCUCCUCCUCCCCCACCAACACACACCUGUAUGAUUCUGGUAUUAUAACUGUCAUUUCGACUUCUAUCAUAAGCUUCAAUUCAUCUGUUCCUUCUCUUACUUUCUGUACACAUUGUUUGACUAAAUAUAUAUACAUAUACAUAGAUAAAUAUAUAUAUAUUUACACACGCAUACUUCCCACUUUAAUGUACUGUGAGGAGUUAUGAGCCAACCAACCAGCUGAGUCCGACCCCCCCCCCCGCUACCUUCCACUUUUGAGAAACGAUGCCAUGCUGUUUGUUGUUCACUUUCAUACCGAUUUUAUACGUGAGAUCAAGACUGAAAACUGUUGUUUCCCUUCUUCGUCUCUCUGUGACGUGUCCAGGAACCUGCUUCUAGCCUCCCCCCAAGGCUUUUGUUUUUAAGCCCUGUAACAGUUUUGUUCUUCUUCGACCCCCUUUCUUGAUGUUCAUGUCGUAUAUCGGUUGUCUAACCCUCCUCACGCUCUAACACUACUCUCCUUUAGCCUCUCUAACAGCAUCCGCGGUAUUCUAGCGUUUAGAUAGCACUUAAAAAAACACAUUUUUCCUGUGCAAUCCUGGCGCAGAUUUGCCGUUUUUGAAAAACCUUGUCGUUUUUCUUCAUCACUUGGACACUGAGCAAUAAUUCCUACCCACAGCUAAACCGUUCCUCAGCCCUCGCUGCUCACCCCGCUGGCAGAUCGCAACCUAGCGUCGUCCUUCGUUUCCAACAUCACAUCUUAGCUCACCUCCGUUAACUAAGCUAACCUUAGUUAACCUCUGCACUAAUGCGUGUCUCACAAUCUGAUCUGGUGCAAUGUUUCCACUCGCUCAAAAUUUCCUCCGCCUCAUAUUUAUCUACCUAUUAUUUCUCAGAUGGAAGAUUGUUGUUUUUUAUAUAUAUAUAUAUAUAUAUUCUGUUGAUAUAAUUGUUAGUAUUAAUACUACUCUUGACAUUGUUGUUGUUUAGCCUCCUCCUUGUUUUCAGAUUUAAGCAUGAUUUCUUUCACGAAAUGAAAAGCUAUUCGCAAAUCUUUUCUCUCUCUCUCUCUCUCUCUCUUUUUUUUUUUUGCAAAGUUGUUGAUAAUUCUUUUUGCUUCUGUUAAACUUAGCAUGAUUAAUAUGAGUGUUUUUAUUUUAGAAAUCAAUACAGAUGUCUGUAGUCUUUCUUUGUAGCUCUAUGUUUGCCUUCUUUUUAAAGAUGGCUGUAUGAAUGUAAAAGAUGUUGACAAAAAAAAAGUUGGAUGGUGUUGUCCAAUACUGUGGUUAACCCAAUCAAUUUGUUUACUGCAGACCAAACGAUUCACAACAGAGAUGAUAUAUUGGUUACAAGAGAUAUGUUUAUAAAAAACCUAUUCUAUAAGUUGUUCUUUUUGUACAGUAUUUUUCCUAUACAUUACUGAACUAUGUAUUUUAAAGGCACAACAGAUCCAGAAAAUUAUUAAAGAAUACAAGUAUAUAACUCAAAGAUAAAUGCAUAUAGUGGUAUUUUGAUAUUCUAUAUUAGGUAGGACGUGGUAGUUUUACAGAGAUUUGUGGACACUCAGCAGCACCCAAAAACCGCCUGGGCAUUAUUGCACUCAUUAUCAUCAUUAUUCUUACUAUGACAACACUCCUGCUUAUGUUGGUGCCGCCAUUGGGCUCCCAUGUCAUUCGAUUCAAAAGAAGCUGAAAAUGCAGUUCAGAAAACAAAGAAUGUACAGUUUGGUCUCUUUUAAAUGCCCACAUCGGAAAGAGCAGACACUGUUGUUUAAACCUCGACCCAACAUCUAAUAAGUCGUCCAGUGAAAGGCUUUUUUCUUUCUUUCCUCGGUGAAGGCUUUCUGUAACCGUGCAGCUUUAUUUGAUGGGAUGAAGUUACUAUGAAGGAAGGGAGAUCUAUAGCUGGUUACUAUUGCUGCUCUGUGUGUGUGAUCGGUUCCUUCAGUCAAUGCAGUUGUAGUGUGUCCCUGAACCUGAGUGAUGGACACUGGGAAGCUUUUUUCUUUUCUAUUGUAGUUUUUAGAGAGCAUUUCUCUUCAGUUAAGGCUUACAGUGGAGUCCCCCCAAAAGUUAGUCGUGUUUGUAGAGCAGCUUUCCGCCAAUCGAUCCUGUAUGUGACUGAUUUGUGUUUUUCAAGUCUGAUACGGACAUUUCAGAUCAAAAGUAUGGAAGUCCGAAGAUGCCAGUAUUAAAAUGGAGUAGUUCACAACUAUUCGCUUUUUCUGAUGUAAUAAAUAUGACGUUACAGUUCGCAGCCUCUAAGCUAGGAAACGGUUAGCCUGGCUCUACUGCAGCUAGCAGCUUCCCCAGUCUUUCCACGAAGCUAAGCUAACCAGCUGAUGGUGGUGGCUUCAUAUUUAUCACAUUUGCGCGAUUUUUAAUCUUUGUAAGAUUAAAACAUAAGAUAAUUUCUCCACAUGUGAAACUUUUAAUUUCAUCCAGUUGCAGUUUCAUUCUGCGUGCAAAAAUGAUGUAAAAAUUCACCAAGAUGACUCAUAUAACACGAAUGUAUUCCAUCCAUUUAUUUUGUUAUAAACAUUUUGCUCAAAUGAAAUGUAAAAGUCAAGUGUAAAAGUAAUUAUUUGUUCAUAGAGUCUCUUUUUUUAUUUGUUUGUUUUAGCGGUAAUUGUGCAUUUUUAAACGUUCAGUGGGGAAUUUGAAUUUGAGCGACUUCUUUACUUUCGUUAUUGGGAUCUCUGGACUUCCAUAUUUUAGUGGCAGCAUCUUGAAACAAUUUUUGUAUUUUCUUCCUUUUAAGGCGAGUAAAACCAGAUUUAAAGACGUAACAACCCUAAACUCAGUCAGAAAAGCCGACAUCCGCCCAGUAAAACAAAGCUCAUACAUUCCAGUCUCAGUCCCAGAGUUGCUUGAACGUUAUAGAUCCGAUCCAAAGGUGUGUGCGAUUUUAAGAAAAAAAGGAUUGUUUUCUAACCACAAACUGUCGUGUUGAUACUUUAGCGCUUUAGAGGGGGUUUUCCUUCUACACAGAUGAGUGUGAACAGGGUUUGCAGUGAAGAGUGAAGACUGGAAUGAUGCCUCCCAAAUCUCUGGAGCAUCUUUUUAAGAAAUUAUAUAUAUAUAUAUAGGAAAAAGCCAAUAAUUAAUCCAUGUGUAUCCCAAAAUUACCUCACUGUAGAGUGAUUUCACUACCUCACCCGGAAAUGUUAACCAUAAUUCUGAUUCUAUUCCAGUGCCUUGAAUACACUGACUGUUCCCCAGUCUCUCAGCAAUGUAAAGUCUUCAUCACAGCACCGCUCGGAUAGGUUCAGAUCUGCACUGAAGGGCUUCUUAGUGCAUCAAAAUCUAUAUAUUAUAUACACUGACGACUCUUUUUUUUCAUUUCUUAUUUUGGACAUUGCAACAGACUUGUAACCAUUGUAUUCAUGGCAACACCAACAGACUGUUUCAGCGUGUAUAAAAGUACAAUAUAAGGAGUAUUCGGUCUUGUUUGUCAUGGAAUGGAUGCAUAACAUUUAUUUGUGCUGUUCAGCCCUCAGCCUCUCUGUCUCUGUAAUUUGUAGUGUCUAAUAAAAUCCCAAUUCGUA
Stegastes partitus (bicolor damselfish) is the source of this 5035-nucleotide messenger RNA. RefSeq names its product HLF transcription factor, PAR bZIP family member a (gene hlfa). Lineage: Eukaryota; Metazoa; Chordata; Actinopteri; Pomacentridae. Gene Ontology annotation, molecular function: RNA polymerase II cis-regulatory region sequence-specific DNA binding; DNA-binding transcription factor activity, RNA polymerase II-specific. The record is from RefSeq and is a predicted model, not a curated record. Gene Ontology annotation, biological process: regulation of transcription by RNA polymerase II. Gene Ontology annotation, cellular component: nucleus.